Molecule: messenger RNA, 1168 nt
Organism: Aspergillus steynii IBT 23096
Lineage: Eukaryota; Fungi; Ascomycota; Eurotiomycetes; Eurotiales; Aspergillaceae
Exons: 3
Coding region: 57-974 (305 amino acids)
Source: RefSeq, a predicted model, not a curated record
GUUCAGCGACCGCCUCCGUAAGACAGCGUAUAUACCUCCGUCCUGAUCCGUGGCACAUGAAUCGGUAUCGCAACGCCCCGGGCGCCCGAGGCCCGUCCAAGGCAACCCCCAGCACGCUGUGUCAAAAAUGCUUAAAACGAGGGCACUAUAGCUAUGAAUGCUCGGUGACGGCGCAGGACCGACCCUAUACCUCCCGUCCGUCGCGUACGCAGCAACUAUUGAACCCCAAGCUCAGGCCGCAACUGUCCACAGAAGUUCCCAACGAUCUUUUGCGCACGAAAGGCGUCGCCGAUGAUAUCUUGGCCAAACGCGAAGAAGAUCGUGGCCGAAAGAGAGACCUGGAUGAAUUUGAUCCCCUUGAUGCCCCGGGACAGAGCUCGAAAAGAGCUCGAUCGGUAUCAUCGCAUUCCACAAACUCCGUGUCGACGAUAUCUACCAGUCGCUCGCGCUCGGAGUCUCCCCCUCGUCGCUCCGGCUACACUGCACGGAGUGGCCGCGAUCGGACGAGAUCGGUGUCCUCACACUCUAGGCCAAGAAAGAGGAGAUACAGCGACUCGUCAGGAUACACGGGCUCUUCGCCCUCGCGGGAAGGGGCACGUUCUCGGUCGCGCGACUGGCCUGAUGAUAGGAACACUCGGCGGAGACAUCGCGAGUCUAGCCCUGUCCACCGUGGUCGAGCAGUGAACGUCUCGCGCGAUGGCGAACGCAGAGAAAGAAGUCGCAGUCGCAGUGUGGACCAAAGUCGGAUCGCCCGAAGCCGACGGUCCAUCACCCCGGCAGAAUUAGACAACGACCAUAGGACGUCCAAAGGAUAUCCACGAGAUCACCAAGAUCGGCGCGAGGGCACCCGGGGUCGCUUCAGCCAGGCGCAUGACAAACGAAGUGGGCGCGACCAAGGUCAAGCCCCAAGAGAGCGGAGUCUCAGUCCUUACAGCAAGCGUCUGGCUCUGACACAGGCCAUGAACAUAUCUUGACGGAACUCUGUUUCUGUCUUGGAAAGCAAACAAAGGAAGCCUGAGAAGAGAGAGGGGGGAGGGAGAGAGAGAAUGAAGGGGAAAAGGUGGAGAGAACAAUGAGACUCGACGAUUCUUCUUGCAUUUACUUGUGAAAUCCAGGAAGCAACUUGGAGUACAACUAUAGACAUGACCACCCUGUAUUAUACCAAUUG